UGCGCGCUGCUGCCUUGAUUUGCUGAGCAAUUUGAUACUUCAAGUGUAUGUGUGUGCGAGAAGGAGAGAGAGAGAGACUUCUCAGGCAGUGGUCGGUAUGACUUAACUACGUGCACUGAAAGUUAGAAAUUAUUUUACCGCUGCCUUCUCACUCGCUGCAUAGUUGUGAACCGCUCGGCGAGCCUAAAACGAGUUCUAUCAUUUUUUUCUUGCACUUUACUCCCGUGUAAUGGAGGGACCCGUUCGGAUUUUCCACCACAAGAAUGCGUUUUUUCUCCAGUUCGCCCGGCUGUCCGCAGCUCCAGUCGUCCUGUGAGAGAGGUGUGUGUGGGCAGAGGGGGUGUGCGCGGGGCACAGGGGUGAAGGCACACCAUGGACUUCAGUUUGAGGCUCCUGUCCACUGUCCUCUACCUCUGCCAGGCCCUGCUCGUCUGCUGCUUCGCCGUACCCCUGUCCUUCCGCUCGGAGCCCGUUUCCACGGCGCAGCGGCGGGGGGGCGUGGUCCACCUGCGCUGCUCGGCCCGCCCCCCCUCGGCGCGGUUGUCGUGGCGAUUCAUGGGGCGGAGCCUGGAGCCGGGCGUGGCGGCGGGCGUGAGGCUGAGGUCCGGGUCCCUCACCCUCCCCUCCCUGCAGCCCGAACAGGAGGGGCUGUACCAGUGUGUGGCUCAGGGCCCGUCUGGAGCCAUCGUCAGCAGUGCUGCACUCGUCACCAUCGCAGGUAUCUCGGAGUUCGGCGAGUCUCAGAAGCGCUCUCUGGCAGUAGAAGAAGGCGGGACGGCGCUGGUAGAGUGCCCCCUGCCCCACAGCGACCCCCCUGCCCUGCCUCGUCUGCGGGUUCGGGGAGAGUGGCUGGAACAGUCCGCAGGUGAAUAUUUAAUCCUCCCAUCUGGGAACCUUCAGAUAGUGUCUGUGUCCUCGAGGCACCAGGGAACAUAUAAGUGUGGCGCAUUCAACCCCAUCACCAGGGAGGCCAGGGUGGAGGCCCACGGCACCAGAUUGAUUGUAAAACGUUCAGAUGGACCCUCCAAGGUUCGGAUUGUGUUUCCCGUCACCCUGCUGACCCUGAACGCGGUACGGUCCGAGUCCUUAACCUUGGAGUGCGUCCUGGCGGGGCGUCCCUACCCCAUUGCCCGCUGGGUAAAGGAUGGACAGGACGUGGUGCUGGGAGCUAGCCAUACGCUGCUACACAACAACCUCCAUUUAACGUCUGUGAAGCUGAGUGACGCCGGGAACUACCAAUGUCUGACCCAGAGAGAGGCGGGGGGCGUGGUCAGCGCCAACUACACUGUGAAUGUGUUCGAGCCUUCCUCCGUGUUGCGGGGGUUGUCGGAUCAAUCCGUUACCUCCGGUUCCUCCGUACGAUUCGUCUGCGCGGCGAAGGGAAACCCCGCCCCCAACAUCACCUGGCUCUUCAACGGCAACCCAAUCAGCUCCUCGAACCGCCACCAGGUCUCCGGCUCCUCCCUUCGCAUCGCCGCGGUGACGUCUCAAGAUCAGGGCGUGUACCAAUGCCUGCUGGACAAUGGGAUUGGCCGGGCCCAGUCUGCUGGUACACUCACCGUCCAAUCAGGUCCAAGCUCCAAACCCGCCAUCUUGUCCCCACCUUUAAGUGGUAGCUAUCAGGAGGGGGACGACGUAUUCCUGUCCUGUAACGCCAGCGGUCAACCCCUGCCGGUUAUCCGCUGGUACGAUGCUUCCGGCCCCAUCGCCACGCAUCCGGCCCGCCUGCUCCAGCCCCCGCAGGCCGCAGCCAGGGCCCCCGGUGACGGCCCUCCCCACCUCACUAUGUCUCGGCCUGGGAGCAGCUCACUCUACAUCCAGGCUGUAACCCCUGCCCAUGCUGGGAAAUACAUCUGCGAAGCCUCCAACGAGCUGGGCUCCGUGCAGGCAGAGGCUGUUCUCACCGUUGAACCUCUGGAGAUGACCACCCUGGGCGUUGCCACGGACGCCGAGCUGUCGAUCCACCCCAUCCAGAACGACGAGGGGGAGGAGCCGUUUUUACAGGAGGAGGAGGAGGAGGAGCCGGGGGACGGCCACGCCCUGCCCAGCGAGAGGACCAGUGAGCUGCCCCCUCCGGAGGCGCCAAUCAUCACCAGCCCGCCCCAGACGUACAAGCCCGACGUCUACGACCUGGAGUGGCGGCCGGGGCGGGACUGGAGCAGUCCUAUCAGCGCCUACUUCGUGAAGUACCGCAAGCUGGACGACGCGGGGAACAUGGUUGGCGAUUGGCACACAGUGCGCGUGCCGGGCAGCGAGAAGACGCUGCGUCUGUCGGAGCUGGAGCCCUCCAGUCUGUACGAGGUCCUGAUGGUCGCCCGCAGUCUGGCCGGAGAGGGGCAGCCGGCCAUGCUCACCUUCCGCACCGGCAAGGAGAGGAUCUCCUCCAACAAGAACCCCUCCAAGCCCCCGAUUCUGUCCGUCCCUGACAGCUCCAACACUCACUUCGGGGUGGUUGUGCACGACACCGUGCCAGAGGCCCCGGACCGGCCCACGAUCUCCAUGGCGACGGAGAGCUCGGUGUACGUCACGUGGAUUCCCCGGGCCAAUGGGGGCUCUCCGAUCACGGCGUUCCGCGUGGAGUACCGGCGCCAGGGCCGCAGUGCGGAGUGGGUCACCGCCGCCAACAACAUCUCCCCCCUCAAGCUGUCCGUGGAGGUGCGCAGCCUGGAGCCAGGCUCCACCUACCGGUUCCGGGUGAUGGCCAUGAACAUGUACGGGGAGAGCCCCCACAGCGCCGCCUCCAGGCCGUACCCGGUGUCUGCGGUCAGCCCGCCGUUCUCCAACCGCCCGGUCGCCGGGCCUCACAUCUCCUCCACGGACGCGGUCAGCGACACGCAGAUCAUGCUGCGAUGGACCUAUACCCCCUCCAGUAACAACAACACCCCCAUCCAGGGGUUCUACAUCUACUACCGCCCCACGGACAGUGACAACGACAGCGACUACAAGCGGGACGUAGUGGAAGGCAUCAAGCAGUGGCACCUGAUUGGCCAGCUCCAGCCAGAGACGUCCUACGACAUCAAGAUGCAGUGCUUCAACGACGGAGGAGAGAGCGAGUACAGCAACGUCAUGAUCUGCGAGACUAAAGCUCGCCUGGCUCCAGGCGUGGCCCCCCAGAACCCGGUGACUCCCCCCGGGCCGUACCCCCCGGACCCCCCAUCCCCACAGGGGGGGCUGCUGUACCUGAUCGUGGGCAGCGUGCUGGGCGUGAUGGUGCUGAUCCUGCUGGUCUUCAUCGCCAUGUGUCUGUGGAGGAACCGUCAGCAGAGCGGCCUACACAAGUACGACCCCCCCGGAUACCUGUACCAGCCUGCGGAGAUGAACGUCCUGGAGUACACCACCCUGCCGGGCACCAGCCGGAUCAACGGCGGGGUCCACGGGGGGUACGGGGGCAUGGCCCCGCCCGGCUGCCCCCACCUCCACCACAAAAUGCCCAACGGCCUGGCCCUGCUGAACGGCACGGGGGGGCUCUACGCCCCCGCACACAACCACAGCCACGACGGGGCGCUGCCCCACACCGCGCUGGACUACGAGCACCCACACACGCACCCGCACCCCCACAAUGGGGGCGGGAUGUACACUGCGUUACCCCAAUCAGAUCCCUCCGACUGCAUGAGCUGCCAGAACUUCUGCAACAAUAACAGGUGUUUCACGAAGGCCAACGCCAGUUUCUCAAACGGGAGCCUUCCCAUGAUGCACCGCGUGGUGCCCUGCCAGGCCGACGGGUUAGAGAUGGUGCCCCUGGGUCACAUGACCUCCCGCUGCCACACCCCCAGUGUCCAGCAGUGCCCGGGGGAGGAGACUGGCAGGCAAGGGGAGGAGUCAGAAGACAAAGCCCUGCCCCUUUCCCAGCAUUCCUGCUGUCAAUCACAGGAAUGCCAGCACUACCAAUCAGAGGAAAGAGACGAGGAGCCGCGGCAGGAGGAGGAAGAGGAGGUGCAGGAGGAGGAGGAGGAGGAGCAGGAGCCCUGCUGGGAGCAGCUGAGUCUGUCGGACCUGGACUGUAACGAGAAGACCGGCUGGGUCUCCUCUGCCAUCCCCAUGGAGGCCUGAUACAGCGCCCACUGCAGGAGGCCUGAUACAGCGCCCACUGCAGCCCCCACUGCAGGAGGCCUGAUACAGCCCCCACUGCAGCCCCCACUGCAGGAGGCCUGAUACAGCGCCCACUACAGGAGACCUGAGAGCCCCCCCCCACACACACACACACACACACUCACACAUACACACACACACACACACACACUCACACUUAUACACACACACACACACACUCACAUACACACACACACACACUCACACAUACACACACACACACACACACGCACACACACACACACACACACACACACAUACUCAAACAUGUACAAACACCCACACACUCAAGCACACACUCAAACACUCACACACACAUACAUACACAUGCACACACACACACACACACACACACACACGCUCAAACGUGCACACACACCACACAUGCUCAAACAUGCACAUUCACCCACACACUCAAGCACACACACACACACACACACACAUAUGCACACACUCAUACACGCACACAGGCACACACAUACACAGGCACGCACAGACAUUCUUGUGGACAUGAGUACACAUACACACUCACUAUACCACUGAAAAGUCUGUAUAAACACACACACACACACACACACACAGACACACACACACGCUGUGAGCGAGCACAGGCGAGGGCAAGGAGCAGGAGCAGCCGACACGGGUGAGGGAGGAGCCCGGCUCGGUCAGACACGGACAAUUUAUGGCACAGUGACAAAGGACACAAAGCUGCCUGCGGUCUGCGCUGGGCGGGGAACGCCACUCCGAGAGAGAGACGAGAGAGAGAGAGAGAGUCAGAGCGAGAGACCGGGAGCGACCGAGCGAGAGACCGGGAGCGACCGAGCGAGACACCGGGAGAGAAAGAGCAAACUGCAACCACAGCCCACAAACCUGGGGGAAAAAGAGGAUCUAAAAAAAAAGAACAAAAACUCUUUAGACAACCUAUUUAUUUUUUUGUAGUAGUAAAAUAUUAUUUCAUAUGAAUGUAUCUGUUUUAAGAAAAAAAAGUUUGUCUUAUAUUAUUUAUGCUUUUUUGAUGAGAAAUACUUUUUUAUUUUUUUGUUUUUUUGUUUCUUUAUUGUGCUUUCCACACUGUGGAUUUUAGCCCUUUUUAUGUAAAAAGUUUUGUAUAAUAUAAAGAGAAAUUAUGGAAGAUACGAUGCCUUCUAUUCGUUUGUCCUUGUUUGGUGAUUUUUCCCAGAAACAUAUGCUAGUUCUGCAUGGCAGUCUGUUUAUUAAAUUACUCAUUUGAAAUGAAGUGAAGCAGCUAAGAAUCCAUGUUUUGAUUGGUUUAUGUAAAGAACAUAUGUCAGUGACCUUCGCUGUGAUUGGUUCAAUCUCUUAUGCUACAACCAAUGGCGAUGGAGGUGGCCCUCCCAGCAAAUGUGACUUGAUUCUUAACUCUGCUGUGCUUUUGUGCGUAUGGAUGCUGCUGGGGGUCAAGUGGGGUUUCCUGGGUGUCUUCAUGAGAGAAGCUGCCAUGUAUCUACAGUACUACAAAUUAUUGACUCGUGGAGCCAAUCAAAACAUGAGUUAUCUGUAACCCAAUAGCUUGAAUUGAUUGACAUGACCAUCAGCCAAUAGCAUCCCCCAUUAAGUGUUCCCUGAAGCCUCACCCCCCAGCCAUGCUUUCGUGAUUUGACCGUUAAGUGAUCUCUGGAGAUCAGGACCUCAUCCAAUGUACACUGUCUUGAUCUGCUGAGGUCACGUUUCCAGUGAUAAUAACUUACUGUAUCUCGUGGGGAGCACUUAGCUUUGAUAUGUGACAUUGUCUCCAAAUGAUUUAUGCUUAAGGAAAUGGCACCAAGUGUAAUAAAAUAGUAAACAUAACAUAA
Conger conger (European conger) is the source of this 5903-nucleotide messenger RNA. Its product is annotated as cell adhesion molecule-related/down-regulated by oncogenes-like. NCBI's taxonomy places the organism in Eukaryota, Metazoa, Chordata, Actinopteri, Anguilliformes, Congridae. Gene Ontology annotation, biological process: cell-cell adhesion; axon guidance; nervous system development. Gene Ontology annotation, molecular function: protein binding. Gene Ontology annotation, cellular component: plasma membrane; axon. The record is from RefSeq and is a predicted model, not a curated record.